Molecule: messenger RNA, 1491 nt
Organism: Galendromus occidentalis (western predatory mite)
Lineage: Eukaryota; Metazoa; Arthropoda; Arachnida; Mesostigmata; Phytoseiidae
Product: zinc finger protein 845-like
Exons: 6
Coding region: 1-1491 (496 amino acids)
Biological process (GO): regulation of DNA-templated transcription
Molecular function (GO): RNA polymerase II cis-regulatory region sequence-specific DNA binding; DNA-binding transcription factor activity, RNA polymerase II-specific
Source: RefSeq, a predicted model, not a curated record
AUGCCCUGGCCAGGGAGCGAACUCGAACGUGCAGAGAACAACAACAAUCAUAUCAGUAACGCCGAUGCGGGCACCCCGGGCAGGCAUGACGGGAAGGAGAGAGAAUACAAGUGUUACUUCUGCGAAAAAACCUUUUCGCGAAAGUAUCGCCGAGAUACCCACGUCAGGUGUAUACACACCAAAGAGAAGCCGUAUCCUUGUCCACAUUGUUCGAAUACAUACGCCUCUCAGGACAAAGUUUGGAAACAUAUCAAUACUGCUCACCCUGACAUCGAUCCCUCCUACGACGUCGAUGAAGACGACUCGAGGAUGAUGGCCAACGAAGAAGUGGCCCUCGGGUUCUACAAUGAUCUGCAGGAACGCUUCGGACCGGAGCAUUAUCGCCGCUUCGGCGGAAUGUACUUCUGCAGGUUCUGCGCUUACACAAACGCGGUCUGCAAAAGUCUCAAAAAACAUUUCUACCAACAUCACGCUGCCAUGCGACCCUACGUGUGUUCCUACUGUCCGAAAACAUUCGCCGCGAGAAAGAAGAGGAGCGUCGCCGUCGAGGCCGUGGGCGUCUUCGACUCCGAUGACAAGGAUUGUCGGAAAGCUGGGGAGAACGAUUCGCGAAAAGAACAGGAAGAAGAAGAGGAACCGCAGCCAAUGCCCCCAGAGAACAACACCAAAGAAACCUCCAAAGAGCAAAACCGGACCCCACAGAGAACUCCGCCUCCCAGAGAAGACGAGAGAUUCAACAGUAAAAUUCACUGUGCGGGCAACGGCCGCCAGGUGGACGGCGUUUAUUAUUGUGCUCUGUGUGAUUUCCAGCAUUCUAAUUACGUCUCGAUCCGCGAUCACUUCUACAAGAACCAUCAGGCAGCGUCUCUUCUGAAAUGUUCUUUCUGUGAGAGACAAUUUAGCCGCGGAACGAGGCUCGAGGAUCACAUCCGAGCCAAGCACACUAACGAAAAACCAUUUACGUGUAAAAGAUGCAACAAAAAAUUCGCGUCUACUUCAGCGAGACUUAUGCACUACGAUCUCUUCUCGAAUAACGAGUUCUACGGCGAUAUUUCUCGUCUCAUGGAACGCAACAACAAUGCUCUCGUCGGCAAGUACGGUGAUUCGCUAACACAAGACGCCUCAGGUAAAAUGGCGAGAUUCAACCGGGAAAGCGACCUUCAGAAAGUCUUCCAGGAAGACGAAUACAUCGUCCGCGAUCCCGACGAAAGGUUCCGCUGCCUAUUCUGCGAGCACAGAACUUCGUCGCGAUCGCGUUGCCGAGAGCACGUGCGCACGCACACUGGCGUCAAACCGUAUCAGUGUGCGAUGUGCGGGCGCUGUUUCAACAAACGGGAAUGCCGCGACAAUCACGUGCGAUCACGGCACACGUUAGAGAAGCCUUACAAUUGCAACCUGUGUCCGAAAUCCUACUCGUCUUCAGCAGCCCUCGCAGUCCACCGCAAGACGUGUCGCAUUCGACACCAGCUCGCCAACGAGCAAACUCAGUAG